Messenger RNA from Penicillium alfredii, 4014 nucleotides. RefSeq lists its product as uncharacterized. NCBI's taxonomy places the organism in Eukaryota, Fungi, Ascomycota, Eurotiomycetes, Eurotiales, Aspergillaceae. Gene Ontology annotation, cellular component: cytosol. Gene Ontology annotation, biological process: glutathione metabolic process. Gene Ontology annotation, molecular function: 5-oxoprolinase (ATP-hydrolyzing) activity. The transcript has 5 exons. Bases 1 to 4014 code for a protein of 1337 amino acids. The record is from RefSeq and is a predicted model, not a curated record.
AUGGGAAUCAACAUUGCGAUCGAUCGAGGCGGAACCUUUACCGAUUGUGUUGGAAAUCCGGGGACAGGACGCCUCGAGGAUGAUAUUGUUAUCAAGCUACUCUCAGAAGACCCAACGAAUUACAAAGAUGCUCCGCUCGAAGGCAUCCGACGCAUCCUGUCAAAGGUCACACGCCGUGAUAUCCCCCGUGGGGAGCCGAUCGACACCUCGUUGAUCCAGAGCAUUCGGAUGGGUACCACUGUUGCUACCAACGCCCUGUUGGAACGCAAAGGGGAAAAGAUCGCUCUGGUGGUGACCAAGGGAUUCAAGGACUGCCUUCAGAUUGGAAACCAGUCUCGACCCCGAAUAUUUGAUCUGGCUAUCAAACGCCCCGACGUGCUAUAUGAAGAAGUCAUCGAGGUGGAUGAACGAGUCACCUUGGAGGAUUAUGCCGAGGACCCGCAUCGUAACACCACAGCUACGGUACCCCGGGAACAGACCAUUUCGAGUGCGGACGUGGUCCGUGGCCUUUCUUCCGAGGCAGUUCGCAUAUUAAAGUGUCCGUCCGAGGGCACCGUUAGAGCACAGCUGCAACAAGUCUACGACAAAGGAAUCCGGAGUAUCGCCGUGUGCCUCAUGCACGGGUAUACGUUUCCAGACCACGAAGCAUUAAUAGGAAAGCUUGCGGGGCAAAUUGGCUUCCAUCAUGUGAGCCUGAGCCAUGAGCUCAUGCCAAUGAUCAAGCUCAUUCCGCGCGCUACAUCAGCAUGUGCCGAUGCAUAUUUGACGCCAACCAUAAAGAAGUACAUUGCAGGGUUCCAAGAUGGGUUUGAAGGUGGCCUCGGGAGUGAGAGUGUCAAGCGAGAGCAAGGCACCCGAGGCGCACGCUGCGAAUUCAUGCAAUCAGAUGGUGGACUAGUGGAUGUGGACAAAUUUUCGGGGUUGCGGGCCAUUCUGUCCGGCCCCGCUGGUGGUGUAGUUGGCUAUGCGCUGACCUCAUACGAUCCCGCGUCGAGGAUCCCCGUGAUCGGGUUCGAUAUGGGAGGGACAAGCACAGAUGUCAGCCGGUACGGGUCUGGCCGGUAUGAACACGUCUUCGAGACGACCACAGCAGGAGUGACAAUCCAAUCUCCCCAGCUGGACAUAAAUACUGUCGCUGCAGGAGGUGGAUCCAGGCUUUUCUACCGCAAUGGACUGUUCGUUGUUGGUCCAGAAUCCGCUGGUGCAUACCCCGGGCCUGCGUCUUAUCGCAAGGAUGGGCCCUUAACUGUGACCGAUGCCAAUCUUUUUCUUGGUAGACUGGUCCCCGAUUUCUUUCCAAAGAUUUUUGGCGCAAAUGAAAACGAAGGGUUGGAUGAGCAAGCCAGCCGAAGGUUAUUCGAGAGACUGACCCAAGAAAUCAACAACGACAUGGACAAGGGGGAUUCCACUAGAGAAAUGACCCCGGACGAGGUCGCUUUUGGCUUUAUUCAGGUCGCUAACGAGACUAUGACCCGACCGAUUCGAUCUUUGACAGAGGCAAAGGGGCAUGAUACUUCGAAACACAGACUUGCUACUUUUGGAGGAGCCGGAGGACAACAUGCCGUGGCAAUCGCUGAGAGUCUGGGGAUCCGACAGAUCCUGAUCCAUCGGUAUUCUUCGGUGCUGUCUGCGUACGGCAUGGCGUUGGCGGAUGUAGUGGAUGAAUGCCAGGAGCCCGAAUCAAAGACAUGGACUGAUGAUAAAGGGGUUCAGCAAGAACUCGCAUUGAAAAUGGACGAGUUGAAAAAGAGGUCUACACGAAGGUUACAGGACCAGGGGUUUGAUGACAACUCGAUCAUCUUUGAAGAGUAUCUCAACAUGCGAUACCGGGGCACCGAAUCUUCCUUGAUGAUAUUGAAACCCAGCCGGGAAGAAAAUUCUUCCUAUGAUGAUGAAUGGGCGUUUGGAGAAGCUUUCGUGCGGCAACAUGAGCAAGAAUUCGGGUUUACCCUCCCUGAUCGAGACAUCAUCGUGGAUGAUGUACGGGUUCGGGGGAUCGGCAAGAGUUUCGAGACAUACGAAAAGACCGUGGACCAGCAGCUCCGAGAGGCAAAGCCCAACGAUGUGAUGGGUCGGGAAUAUCGCAAGUCUCGGGUAUACUUCGAAGGUGGUCGGCAUGAGACUCCCAUUUACAAACUGGACGAUCUGAAGAUCGACGACCGGGUGAGAGGACCAGCAAUUCUUGCCGACGACACCCAAACCAUCGUGGUAACACCGGCAGCUUCGGCACUCUUGACAAAGUCUCACGUUGUCAUCAACAUCGGCGAAUCCGACGCUAGCCCCCCUAAGAUCAGUACUGACACAGUGGAUCCCAUCUUGUUAAGCGUCUUCUCACACCGGUUCAUGGCAAUUGCAGAGCAAAUGGGCCGUGCAUUGCAGAAAACCAGUGUAAGCACGAACGUCAAGGAACGCCUCGACUAUUCGUGCGCAUUAUUUGACGCCGAGGGCGGGCUUGUGGCGAAUGCACCACACUUACCGGUUCAUCUGGGCAGCAUGUCCACCUGUGUACGGACGCAGGCUCAGAUCUGGCAAGGCAAACUGAAGCCUGGCGAUGUGAUAGUAUCAAACCAUCCAGAUUUCGGUGGGACCCACCUUCCCGACAUCACAGUCCUCCAGCCUGCUUUCAGCCAGGGCAAAAUCAUCUUUUAUGUCGCUUCAAGGGCACACCAUGCCGAUAUCGGAGGGAUUCUCCCCGGGUCCAUGCCACCCCAUUCCAAAGAGCUGUAUGAAGAGGGCGCAGCGAUCAAGAGCGAGAAACUGGUGUCAGAGGGCAAGUUCAAUGAAACGCGCAUCACCGAAUUGUUGUACAAUGAACCAGCCCAGUACCCCAAUUGCAGCGGAACUCGAUGUCUCGCGGACAAUUUGAAUGACCUCAAGGCCCAGAUCGCGGCAAAUAAAAAAGGAAUCAGCUUGAUUAGCAGUUUGAUCGAGGAGUAUGGCGAAGAGGUUGUUUUAUUUUAUAUGCGCCAAAUCCAGGAUAAUGCUGACGUGAGCGUGCGCAACUUGCUGAAAGAGGUCAGCAAGAAGUUUGCCGGCCGAGACUUGAGAGCUGUGGACUAUAUGGACGAUGGCAGCCCAAUCCAGCUGAAGAUCUCGAUCGACGAGGAAGAGGGCAAGGCGAUCUUUGAUUUUGAUGGAACGGGGCCAGAAGUAUAUGGAAAUGUCAACGCCCCGGAGGCAGUUACGUAUUCUGCAAUAAUCUACUGUCUGCGGUGUCUCAUAUCGGCGGACAUUCCGCUGAACCAAGGCUGCUUGAAACCCAUUGACGUUCGGAUCCCCUCAAACUGCCUUCUGUCCCCGUCUGAAACCGCGGCUGUGGUGGGCGGAAAUGUUCUCACGAGCCAACGUGUGACCGAUGUCAUCCUGAAAUGUUUCCAGGCCUGCGCGGCUUCACAGGGAGAUACCAACAACCUGACUUUUGGAUUUGGCGGGAAUUUGCUGGGAGAGACGGAAACAAAAGGAUUUGGUUACUAUGAGACCAUCGCCGGCGGGAGCGGAGCUGGACCGAGCUGGGAAGGCACCUCGGGAGUUCACACACAUAUGACCAACACCCGAAUCACGGACGCAGAGGUCUUCGAGCGGCGAUAUCCUGUGGUACUCCGAGAGUUUACUUUGCGAGCAAACUCCGGGGGCCGUGGACAGCACCGUGGCGGGGAUGGGGUCGUGCGAGAAAUCGAGUUCCGGAUCCCCGUGCAGGUCUCUAUUCUCUCCGAACGAAGAGUUUACCACCCGUAUGGGUUGGAGGGAGGCGAAGACGCCCAGUGUGGCCAGAAUAUUUGGGUUCGCCGCGUGCGAAAGUCUGACGGCAGCUGGGAGGAAAAGCGCAUCAAUUUGGGGGCAAAAAAUUCGGUCCGUAUGCAACCGGGAGAGCGGAUCAUCAUCAGGACCCCUGGAGGCGGAGGAUGGGGUUUGGCAGGAGACACCACUCAGCUUCUCCAAGAGCAAGAUGCUCGUCACACGUGGCGUGGUGGUUCCAUUGCUAACCACUUAGCAACUCAAGAGACGAGCAUGUAA